UGCAACAUCUGGAGGGCCACAGUUUGAAGACCACUGCUGUACGCAGUGAACUCUUCCCCGCCCGCUCCCCCUGUACACUGCUCGGCCUCCGGACAGCCCAGAAGGGGAGGAGAGCUCGGGAGGAAGAACCGACGAUAUAUACCGGACCCCCCGCCCCGGGAACAGCUCAUCCACGGACAGCACAGACAUUUGAAUGAAACUGCUCGGAGCUUCUCCUAUUAUUCGCUUUCUGAUCCCAAAACUGCAAUCGACCAUGAGCCGUACUCUCAGCACCGGGACCUUCCAGAACUCCCAGCCCCUGAAUUAUCGUGCCGGGGGCCGAGUGCAGCCUAUAGACUCUGUAGGACAGGACCAAGCCUAUGAACCAUCCACAGGACGCGUCAUUACAACUUUUCCCUGCUCUGGUGAGAAAGAAGUAAAUGAAGCCAUUCAGAGCGCCAAGGCCGCCUUUCAAAUAUGGAAGCAAAAAUCUGGUAUGGAGCGAAGCCGCGUCUUGUUAGAGGCCGCUCGGAUUAUCAGGGAGCGCAGUGAAGAACUUGCUACCAUGGAAACUAUAAACAACGGGAAAUCAAUCUUUGAAGCCAGAGUGGAUAUUGAGAUUUCUUGGCAGACUCUGGAGUAUUAUGCCGGACUUGCUGGUAGCAUGGCUGGACAACAUGUGCAGCUUCCAGGAGGAUCAUUUGCCUAUACAAGAAGGGAACCUCUUGGUGUCUGUGUAGGGAUUGGAGCCUGGAACUAUCCUUUUCAGAUUGCAUGCUGGAAAUCUGGUCCUGCACUUGCAUGUGGAAAUGCUAUGGUGUACAAGCCAUCUCCCUUCACUCCUAUCUCAGUAGUUUUACUUGCUGAGAUCUUCAGGAAGGCAGGGGCUCCUCCAGGUCUCUUCAAUGUGGUACAGGGAGGCGCUGCCACCGGGGAGUUCCUCUGUAAGCAUCCAGAUGUGGCCAAAAUCUCCUUUACUGGCAGUGUUCCUACUGGCUCAAAGAUCAUGGAAAUGGCCUCCAAAGGUAUUAAGCCUGUGACCCUGGAGCUCGGAGGGAAGUCUCCUCUUAUUAUCUUUUCAGACAGUGACCUGGAAAAUGCUGUGAACGGUGCAAUGAUGGCGAACUUCCUCACACAGGGACAGGUGUGUUGCAAUGGCACCCGUGUCUUCGUCCAGCGGGACAUAUUGCAAAAGUUUACUGAAGAAGUGGUGAAGAAGGUGAAGAAAAUAAAAAUUGGAGACCCCCUACUGGAAGACACCAGGAUGGGACCCCUCAUCAACCGCCUUCAACUGGACAAGGUCUUAGCCUUUGUUAAAGGGGCAAAAGAACAAGGUGCCAAGGUGCUGACGGGUGGUGAGCCAUAUGUCCCAGAAGAUCCUAAACUAAAAGCAGGAUUUUAUAUGACCCCCUGUGUACUUGGAGAUUGCAAGGACGACAUGACCUGUGUCAAGGAAGAAAUAUUUGGCCCCGUGAUGUCCAUCUUGGCUUUUGAUACUGAGGAAGAAGUGUUGGCAAGAGCAAAUAACACCACAUACGGUUUGGCUGGAGGCGUCUUUAGCAGGGACAUCCAGCGGGCACAUAGGGUGGUGGCUGCCCUGCAGGCCGGCAUGUGCUUCAUCAACAAUUACAACGUGAGCCCAGUGGAGCUGCCCUUUGGAGGAUACAAGAAGUCUGGUUUUGGACGUGAGAAUGGACAAGUUGCCAUUGAGUAUUAUUCCCAGCUGAAGACGGUCUGUGUGGAGAUGGGAAAUGUAGAGUCCGUGUUUUAAAUGGACAUGAAGUUAUUACAGUGCUAUCUUUUUGAUAAUGUUCCAUAUUAAAUGAAUGGCUUUUUUGUAUUUUGGCAGCACUAAAUAGCAUUGUAGACUACGCUAUUCAAUAUCUUAGAGGACCCAUCACCACUGCUGACAUGUCUGUUUUGUUUUUGGGAAAUAUAAGACAUUACUAAAACAACUUUCUGACAUCCUUACUUUAUUAUUCUUCCUAGAAAGUUAUAAAUAAACUGACAAGUGGGUGUAACCAAGGUGCAAAACUACAACUCCCAGCAUGCCCAGACAGCCUUUGGCUGUCUGGGCAUGCUGGGAGUUGUAGUUUUGCAACAGCUGGAGGCACACUGGUUGGGAAACACUGCCCUAUACACUAACCUUGUUCAAUCAGUACUGACUUGGGCAUGCUGGGAGUUGUUUUGCAACAGCUGUAGGCACACUGGUUGGGAAACAAUGUACAAGAUUAGUGUGUAAGGAAGUGUUUCCCACCCAGGGUGCCUCCAGCUGUUGCAAAACUACAACUCCCAGCAUGCCCAAAUCAGUACUGAUUGUACAAGGUUAGUGUGUAGGGCAAUCACUAUUGAUUUGGGCAUGCUGGAAGUUGUAGUUUUGCAACAGCUGGAGGCACACUGGGGAAACACUGCCCCUACACACUAACAUUGUACAAUCAGUACUGAUUGUGAAAGGACACACCCCUUUGUCAAGGGGGAACAGCAACACCCACUUACCAAAUUUCAUAAAUAUUCAGGAGGAAUAAUUAAGGAACAAAAUGAGGCAGAAUUAUGAGAAGGUGCUUCAAAACUGUUUUUUGGAAAUACUUGUAGAAAAAAUAGAAAAACAGUAGUCAGAUGUAAACUUGCUCAAAUGUAUGUCAAGAGGAAACUCCUGGCAUAUGAUUGUCUCAUAAAAAACUGUGAACAUCCUGGUUGUCCCUAGGCAGCACAAGUUUUUGUGUGCUGCCUACAGACUCGUGGAAAUUUCAGGUAAGAUACAUUUUCCACUUUCCAGUAAUACAUAUUGGGGGAGAUUGGUUGGUUGCUAUGGGCAACUGGUCAACAUUUGCCCUGCACAGGUUUUGAUCAGAUUUUUUUCUUUUAUUUUUGAAAAGGCCUCUGAAAAAUGAAGGAAGCGAUCCGAUUGGUUGCUAUGGGCAACUGGUAAACUUUUCCUCUCCACUAGUUUUGAUAAAUCUCCCCUAAUAUUAGACAUACAAGGGUAAAUGUGAACAGAGCCUUAGUGCACUGUAAUCCAUUCUCAUUUCAUACACUUCUGACACAGUUUGAGUGAAAAUAAAGAAAAUUCUACUUUAGUACGGAAAAGUGAAGUAUUCUUCUAAAACGUAGACAUUAUAUGGACAGCUAGAAUGUGGUGUGAAUGGACCCCAUACAGUAUGACAUUCUUUUUUAUUUUUUUUUUUUAUACUAGGUGAUUUAUAUUAGUACAAAUAACUAUGUAACUGGGAAACUCUUCAGGAGUAAGGCCUACUGCAUUUAAACAAAAUAUGUCAUCUAUGUAUUGCUAGAUUGUUGAGUCUGAUUGCUAGGACCCACACCAAUCCUCAGACCAGUGAGCUGUAGACACCCACUUACCUGUACGCAUAAGGUUUGGAGGACUAUGAAUGGAAUGGUCAGGUCUAUGGCACUUUUAAUCAGUGCCAUUGACUUAGUCGAGGACAUGCUUCAUUUAAACUCCGCCUAGCCAUGGUGUUGCAGCUUUAAAGGCGUACUCCGCUGCUCAGUGUUUGGAACAAACUGUUCCGAACGCUGGAGCCGGCACCGGGAGCUUGUGACGUUAUAGCCCUGCCCCUUUCAUGAUGUCAUGCCCCGCCCCCUCAAUGCAAGUCUAUGGGAGGGGGCGUGACAGCUGUCACACCCCCUCCCAUAGACUUGCAUUGAGGGGGUGGGGUGUGACAUCUGAGGGGGGGGGGGGGGCUAUGACGUCACGCGCUUCCGGCUCCAGCGUUCGGAACUGUUUGUUCCAAAUGCUGAGCAGCGGAGUACGCCAUUAAGGACCAUGAAUGGGGGUAGUUGGGAUUGUGACAUUUAUCAUCCUUCCAGUGGAGAGUGGAUUAUUUCUUGUAACCAGAAAACCCAUUUAAGAAGAUGGAGAACUAUAGUGUCCAUGUUCUGUACCUUCAUUGUUUUCAAUGAUUACACUUGUAUACAGUAUAAUAAAAAAAAACUCCUUACAGUGCUUGA
Messenger RNA from Hyla sarda, 3945 nucleotides. RefSeq names its product aldehyde dehydrogenase 9 family member A1 (gene ALDH9A1). Lineage: Eukaryota; Metazoa; Chordata; Amphibia; Anura; Hylidae. Gene Ontology annotation, molecular function: 4-trimethylammoniobutyraldehyde dehydrogenase (NAD+) activity; aminobutyraldehyde dehydrogenase (NAD+) activity. The transcript has 12 exons. The record is from RefSeq and is a predicted model, not a curated record. The coding region runs from base 194 to 1750 and encodes 518 amino acids.